Messenger RNA from Aureobasidium subglaciale EXF-2481, 2928 nucleotides. RefSeq lists its product as uncharacterized. The transcript has 5 exons. Gene Ontology annotation, molecular function: phosphorelay sensor kinase activity; protein binding. Gene Ontology annotation, biological process: phosphorelay signal transduction system; phosphorylation. NCBI's taxonomy places the organism in Eukaryota, Fungi, Ascomycota, Dothideomycetes, Dothideales, Saccotheciaceae. Bases 1 to 2928 code for a protein of 975 amino acids. The record is from RefSeq and is a predicted model, not a curated record.
AUGGGAUGGUUGGAGCCAAAGGAUGAUCCAUGGAUGUCCUACGUCAGGAACUACCCCUUUGAGAAGACUGCUCUAGGUCCCAUUUCUUCCUGGCACCCGCAACUGCGCAGAGCUGUGCAGAGAAUGAUGGUGUGCCCGGAUACCCGCAUCCUCUACUGGGGUGACAAGCACGCCAUGAUCUACAACGAAGCCGCCAUACCCAUUGUGGGAAAGCAACAUCCAUGUCUGGGAAUGCCCUUGGCCGACACCUGGGGACAAGUCAUGUACGAUCAGAUCGACGCUACCAUCAAGGCAGUUGUCACUUCUGGAAAGGCAUUUCAAAUGAGGAAUAUCAUGUUUGAGAUGCAGAGAGACGGCUUCCCAGAACAAACGUGGCAUCACUUCUAUCAACUUCCCGUUGUCGAUGCACACGAUCGCUAUCUUGGCUGUGUCUGCGAGUUUGCAGAGAACACCACCGCUGUUGUUCAGGAAAGUAGAGCCGCUGUCCUCGAUGCUUGGAUCAAGACUGGAGCUAGCGGCACUACCCUGAACCAAGUUUGGUCCGCUGCUGUAGAUUCGCUCAGCAAGACACCGAUAGAUAUCCUGGCCGGUUGCAUCUACUCCGUCUCUACCGACUUUGGAGGCUCACAGUUUUCUGGAAGUUCUUCUGAAACCCCCGAACCAUCGAUGAUUCCAAAAGACUAUAUCCUCCAGACUUCCUUUGGACUGUCGAGUAUCGAGAACCAUCCGCCUCAAUCUUUGCUCAAAAUCCUGCACACAGCGCCGAGUUUUGAGAAGCUGCUGGUUCUAAGAACGGAUGACGACUCGCUUCCUACUGACCUUCGAUGGACUACUUCUGAUCAAGUCUCGAUAAACGCUGUCUGCAUUUUGCCCAUCACAGACCUGAACAAUCGACGACUUGCUAUUGGAGUGUUCGGUAUGAAUCCAAAAAGACCACUAGAUGAAGGAAGCAGGUCGUACGUCGCAGGUGUGGGCGAUAUGCUUCGAAAAAGUGCCAUCUUCGUUACCCUGCCCGAGGAGCAAAGGAGAAACGAAGAGAUCACAUCAGCACUGUCUGAUAGAUUACAAGUGGCUCUUUUGGAGGCAGAGAAACAAGAGGAGACGUAUGCACGUAUGGCCAAGCAGGCUCCGAUAGGCAUGUAUAUGCUGCGACCUGAUGGAUACCCCAUCUCUGUCAAUGACGCAUACCUAGAACUGCACGGCGUCUCGCGAGCUCAGUUCUACAAAAACGCAGAUGAAGGUCUUGGUUGGACUCCGACGAUAUACCCUGACGAUGCAGAGCUCGUCACCAGCAUGUGGCUAGAUACUAUUGGAGGCAGAAAACCCGUGCAAGCCGAGAUACGCCUCAAAGCGCCCUCGGGUGUUCGUUGGGUAGAAUCAAUGUCGUAUGCCGAGCGAGAUGAUGCCGGUAGCGUGACCUCGGUGCGAGGCUGGCUUCUUGACGUCAGUCCAAGAAAGAUGAACGAGCGUCUUGUGAAUGAGAAGCUUGAGGAUGCGCUUGAGACAAAGCGUGCCACAGAGACCUUCCUCGACAUGCUAUCUCACGAGAUGAGAAACCCUCUGUCGAGUAUCCUACAGUUGGCAGAUGGCAUUAUGUCUCUGCUCAAGGAGUCGCUCGCGUCUGACACUAUUGAGCCUCUGACAGACUCCGCUCAGACUAUUACGCUGUGUGCUAGACACAUGAAGACCAUUAUCGAUGAAGUACUUACCUUCUCGAAGCUGGACUCGAAUCUCCUUGUGCUGAGUUUAGAAAGAGCACGUGUCCCGACCAUCAUUGAUACCGCUCUCAAGAUGUUUGAAAAGGAGAUUGAACAUGCCAAAAUCACGGCUAGCAUCAAUGUUGAUCAGAGCUAUACUGAUCUAGGCCUUGACUAUGUUCUAGUAGACCCCAGUCGUCUUUUACAGGUGAUCAUCAACUUUAUAUCCAACAGCGUCAAGUUCACCAAGUUUGAGAAGGAGCGAAAGAUCAGAAUCAAUCUCGCUGCUUCUGCGACCAAGCCUACGGAAAAAGACUUUGGUAUCGCAUUCUUGGCUCCGCGUAAGGAUCUCAGCAAAGACUCUUCUUUGCCUACUACACCUGUCUCAUCUGUGCCAGAGUGGAAUCUUGGAGAGGAGGUAUACAUCUAUGUCGGUGUUGAAGACACUGGACGAGGUCUCACGGAAGAUGAAUGUAAAGUCUUGUUCCAAAGAUUCGCUCAAGCUUCUCCCAAGACCUACAAGACCUAUGGUGGAAGUGGUCUGGGUCUGUUCAUCAGUCGCGGUUUGUCCGAACUCCAAGGCGGACAAAUCGGUGUAAAGAGUACAGCAGGAGUUGGCUCGACCUUUGCCUUCUUCAUAAAGACCCGCCGGACUGACCCGCCUAGACCUGCUUCUCGAGCAGAAUCGGUAGCUUCGACAGAGGCAUUGACUGAUGUGCAUCACCUGCCUCACCAUGAGGGGAAGCAAGAUGUUCAGGUACUCACGCUUUCUAGUGUGGCAGAGGAAAGCAGUAUCUCAGUCAAAGAUCUACACAUACUUGUCUGUGAAGACAAUGCCAUCAACCAAAAGGUCAUAGCACAACAACUCCGCCGUCUAGGCUGCCACACCGUCCACGUCGCCGACGACGGUCUAGCAGCCCUGACCUUCCUCUCCACCACCACCUUCGCCUCUCCGCAAUCCACCAUCCCUCUAUCUCUUAUCCUCAUGGACGUCGAAAUGCCAGUCAUGGAUGGCCUAGGCGCCGUCCGUCGCAUUCGCGCCAUGGAGGGCAAGGGAGAAAUCUCCAGACAUGUCCCUGUCAUUGCGAUUACGGCGAAUGCAAGACAGGAACAAGUGGCUACGGCUCUGGAGGCGGGGAUGGAUGAGGUUGUCACGAAGCCGUUUUUGGUGAGGGAGUUGGUGCCGAGGAUGGUGGCGCUUGUGCAGAGGUAUGCUUCUGGUGGGGGAUGA